Messenger RNA from Syngnathoides biaculeatus (alligator pipefish), 2979 nucleotides. It is a transcript of the gene stx7l, whose product is annotated as syntaxin 7-like. The transcript is spliced from 10 exons. Gene Ontology annotation, biological process: intracellular protein transport; vesicle-mediated transport; vesicle fusion. Gene Ontology annotation, cellular component: SNARE complex; synaptic vesicle; endomembrane system. Gene Ontology annotation, molecular function: SNAP receptor activity; SNARE binding. The record is from RefSeq and is a predicted model, not a curated record. The coding region runs from base 768 to 1544 and encodes 258 amino acids. NCBI's taxonomy places the organism in Eukaryota, Metazoa, Chordata, Actinopteri, Syngnathiformes, Syngnathidae.
GAACAACUUUUCAACACCUUUUGUCACUUUAUCUUCACUAAACACGCCCUUUGCUGAAACGCUAAAUCGUAGAUAUGCUUUAAAUUUGUGGGGGAAAAAAUGUCACAGUGUGCCUGUUUCUUAAACCAAAUAACAACUGAACGUCGACGUGUUUGUUUUUUGGCCUAAAUUGACGUAAAAACACGUUGACGAACAAAUCACAUUUUCAGGUGGGGGCGAAACAGUGAAGCCGAUUCCCCUAUUUUUUAAAUAAUGCCAAGUUUGUCCUCCUUUCUUUAAAUUGACAUCACUUCAUUUUGUGCAAACCAGGAAAUACACGCAGUCACUCGACUUGGAAAAGGCUUGGCUUAUUUUUUUUUCCUCGUGGGGGGGGCGUAAAAGUGUGCGGACGCCAAGUCAACUCUGGCACACAAAUCGUUGUGCCAAAGUGCAAACAAACAAACAAAACAGAUUCUUGUAAUAACACAGCACAACCUUUAGUGACCUAAACCAGGGAAGGGAAGAAAUAAACUGGUUUAAUAAAGUACUACUGUAAGGUUUGGGGGAAAGCUAAAAGUCACAACAGCUGCUGUGUUGCAUGUAAUGUGUACACAUCACUACACGAGAUCCGGCCUACUGCAGCUCCUUGUGAGCAUUCCCAUUUAGUAUUUGACCGACGGUGCGUCGGCCACUGUUGAUCGCUCGCAACAAGCAUUUUGGGUCAGAACACAGAGAAAAAAAAUCUACUGAGGAAAAAGUUGGGGCACUCGCACGUCAAGUUCUCCAUCAUGGCCUACCAGGCUGGCUUCCCGGAGGAGCCCAACGCUCUGGUUCAAAACAUUAGCGCCAACGUCCAGAGGCUCAGCCUGCUCACCUCCGAGCUGCAGAGGGCGCUGUCGCUGCUCGGAACGGCUCAGGACGGCGGCCAGCUGCAACAGACGCUGCAGCAGAACCAGCAACAAGGAAACCAGCUGGCCAAGGAGACCGACCGGCUCAUCAAGUCGUUCAGCGCGCUUCCUGCGGGCGCCGACCAGCGGCAAAGGAAGAUCCAAAAAGAGCGUUUGCUCAACGACUUCUCGGCAGCCUUGAACAGCUUCCAGAAGACGCAGCGGGAGGCGGCCGACAAAGAACGCGAGUUCGUCGCCCGAGUGCGGGCCAGCUCCAGGGUGUCGGCUGGCCAGCCCGACGCUCGUAAUGGAAACGGCAACCCUUUCCUAACAAGUGACGUCCAGGUGCAGGAUCAGGCCGAAGCGGUCAGCGAGGACGACCUCCGCUUGAUCAGGGAGAGAGAGUCGGCCAUCAGGCAGCUGGAGUCGGACAUCACCGACAUCAACGACAUCUUCAAGGACCUCGGGGUGAUGGUGCACGAACAGGGCGACGUCAUCGACAGCAUCGAGGCAAACCUGGAGAACGCAGACGCGAAUGUCCAGAGUGCCACCCAGCAGCUGGCCCGUGCUGCCGACUAUCAGCGGAGCUCUCGGAAGAAGAUCUGCGUCCUGAUCGUGGUGUUGGUCGCGGUGGCCGUCGUCGUGGGACUCAUCAUCUGGGGCGUCUCCCGGCAGUGAAGUCCCCCCGCCGCCGCACCCCCCUCAGCCCUGUCGCCGCGUCCGCUCCCGCCGCCCCGAAAUGUUAAAAGCUCAACGGCCGCUCCGUCGGGUACACACACGGCACACGACGUCGACUCGGAGUUAGUACGAUAAGAGGUAGAGCAAACGUUUCUACUGACCGAGUGCCGUCAAACUCCAACCGAAGCCAAACGAACGUAAACACGACGAUGGUCUUCCGCACCCGGCCUGUAGGUGGCACAAACGAGCAACCCCUCACACAGCAAGCAAGCAGAAAGUGUCCUUUUGUAUCUCAGUAAAUCAAACUAAACAAUAUUUAAAUGUAAUUUUAGAAUUUUCAUUGUAGCUGACAGCUAACAAAAACUCUAAAUGACAUCCAUCUAUCCAUUUUCCAAGCUGCUUAUCCCCACAAGGGCUGUGGGAGGGCUGGGUUCUAUGCCAGCUCUUACAAUUAACUAAAUCAUAUUUAACAUAGAAAUUCAAUAGUAAUUGGGCUUCUGCCAAAUAUUUUCCUGUUGAAUAAAUGAUUUUCGUUGUUGAAUUUAAAUCCUGAAAUAGUUGACUAAAGCCAUGGCCUCACAGUUCUGAGGACCCAGGUUCGAUUCCGGCCUCGCCUGUGUGGACUUUGCGUUUUCUCCAGGUGGGGACUCCGGUUUCCUCCCACAUUCCAGAAAAAUAUGCAACAUUAAUUGGAGAGUCUAAAUUUCCCACUAGGUGUGAUUGUUGAGUGCGGCUGUUUGUCUCCACGUGCCCUGCGAUUGGCUGGCGACCAGUUCAGGGUGUACCCCGCCUCCUGCCCGUUGACAGCCGGGAUAGGCUCCGGCACUCCCCGCGACCUUCGUGAGGGUAAGCGGCAAAGAAAGCGGAUGGACGGAUGAAAUAAUUGACUUGUGUAGUGUGACGCAUACGAGCGUGUACAUAUUUGCACACUUCCAUACACACACACAUUAAUCAUUGUUGAACUGUGUGUAUAAAAUAUGAUUUGCUUUCAAAUGUGGGGUUGUGCAACAAACAAAAAUGUAGUAUGCAAAUUACAAUCUCAAUGAUGCACGUUUUGGUGAAAGAAUACCUCACUGCCGGUGUCAAUCAAAACGGCGUUCUCGUCAUCGCUGACUUUUUUUCACCGAAGCUCUUGUAUUCGACCUUGUCGAAAUGGUGCCCGCCGAUGUUGUCGUCAGCGACGUUGUGUAAUCGUCCCGGUUGUUGCAGUUAUUCCACAAUUUAGCCAAACCUCGGCUGCGUUGUAUGUGUGAACUUAUUUUGAAGACUUCGUUAAUAUGACUGGAGUACGUUUGAAAGAGAUUCGUAACACUCAGCAAUACUUCUUUGUUACUUUUUCUUGUUGAUAUGAAGGAAGCUAAAAGCAGUUUAGCGGUGAAGUAAACAAAGCAAGCAAAGAGCAGAUUAAAAUGUGUGCGCUAUUUUUCUAAAUGAC